AAUGAUAGAGGUCUCAAGAAACAAAUAGAUUGAAAGAGUAAAACUAAGUCUUGAUUCUGACAAGUUCAACUAUUUCUUGGCCUAGUCCUUAAAUAAGGUUACCAGUCAUCGCUCAUUACAACAAUUAGCCAAAACUCUUGCUGAUCACUUCAUCUAGAACCAAAUAGAAAUCCGCAACAAAUCUAAUCAAUAGCGUCAAAGACAAAAUGCACUUCCUUAGAUUAUUAGACGAUCUUAAUAAUCAAUUAAAGUCCUUCCAAAGCCUCCUCGUAUUGAACCAAAACAAUAAUAAAUUCCUUUAAACAAAGUUCCCUUUACUAUUCUUGAACCCUAAUAUUCAUAUCUCUUGGGUGGAGGCAAUAAUCAUGAACUAAUAAAACGCAUCAUGGACACAAGACGUGAAUGGCAUCAAUGUAAAAGUACUACAAGAGUUCAUUUUAGAUGGUAGUAAUCUAAUAUAGGUUACAAAUAUUACAAAAUGAAUGCCUACAAUCCUCAUAGAUCAUUAGUCAAUCAUUUUGAAUUUCAUUAAGAAAUAAGUAAUAAGAAGAAUCUCCUUUUGAAUAUGACUACCUUUUGUGAUUCCAUUCAUAGAAAUGUAUUUGACAUUCUUCCUGUGACAUUCAUUAUUGAUUUUAAUGAUUCAUAAAUUGAGUCUCAUCUUGUUGCAUUUCUCAAUUAUUAUAACCAAUACUCCCCUAAUCCUAUAUCUUCAGAUGAACUCUUACUUAAAAAAUAAGAAAUCAAAAAGAAACUCAGAAUUCCACCUAGUAAAGAAAGGAGAUUUAUUGAUUAUUAAAUGAAAGAUACUUUUUUAGGAGAUGAUUAUUUAUGGCUCCUUAAACCAACAGGAUUAAAUCGAGGUAGAGGUAUCAAUGUCUUUAACAGUAUUGAUCAAUUAACUGAUUUAUUAAUUGAAUAUACAUCAGGAGUAAGUGAAAAGCAUAUUGAAACUCCUAAUGAAAAAAUAUAUUAAGGAAUAAUUAUAAAAUCUCCUUCUUUUGUAGUAUAGAAGUAUAUUGAAAAACCUUUACUAAUAAAUAAUCGUAAAUUUGAUAUAAGAGUUUGGGUUUUGGUUGAUUAAGAUUUAAAUUGCUAUUUCUUUAAGUAUUCUAUAAAUAUUAAAUAAUAGAGAAGGAUACAUAAGGACUGCAUCUGAAGAUUUUGUUACAAAUGAUGUUAACAAUUUAUUUAUCCAUUUAACAAAUAAUGCAAUUUAGAAAUAUAGUCAAAAAUAUGGGGAUCAAGAAGCAGGAAAUCAAUUAUCAUUUGAUUAGAUUUAGAAGAUUUUUAAGAAUAAGAUUGAUUUUAGAUAAGUAAUUGUUAAAAAGAUGAAAGAAAUAGCAUUUUUAGUAAUGAAUUCAGUAGGAAAUAAAAUAAAUAGAAAUAAUCGUAGAAAUUGUAUGGAAAUAUUUGGAUUUGAUUAUUUCUUAGAUGAAAAGUUCAAUCUAUAUUUAAUAGAAGUUAAUACAAAUCCAUGUAUUGAAGAAUCUAGUCCUUUGUUGGCUCAAUUGAUUCCUAGAAUGUUAGAUGAUGCUUAUAUUUUGACACUUGAUUCGAUCUUUAAUAUAUCAAGAGAGAAAGUUAGUCCAUUUCCAGUUAAAGGUUACUAAAAUAAUGAGAAUAUGUGGUAUUAAAUGAUUAUUUAUUUAGGUAAUUGUUAGGAUCGCUUAAAGAUUAAGUUAUUUACUAAUGA
Paramecium pentaurelia is the source of this 1696-nucleotide messenger RNA. The record is from the annotation of a GenBank genome assembly. Lineage: Eukaryota; Ciliophora; Oligohymenophorea; Peniculida; Parameciidae.